Messenger RNA from Zea mays, 1303 nucleotides. RefSeq lists its product as uncharacterized. Lineage: Eukaryota; Viridiplantae; Streptophyta; Magnoliopsida; Poales; Poaceae. The coding region runs from base 111 to 965 and encodes 284 amino acids. The record is from RefSeq and is marked predicted. The transcript has 8 exons. Gene Ontology annotation, molecular function: protein binding.
CGCUGGAAGAACACGAAGACGACGGGAGUGCGGGGUGGCGUCGCCGCUGGAGCACCAGCUGUAGCCGCCGGCUAGGCCUCCGCGCCGCUCUCCGUGGCCAACGCGCCGUCAUGCUUGCGGCGUCGGCGCGGCGGCUGUCCGCCGCCGCCUCGUUUUCCUCUUCUUCCAUGCGCUCCAGCCAGCUCGCCGCCGUACUGAACCAACAGAGGUGGAUGCACGACAGGAACAAGAAGGCGAUGGAGCUGGUGGCCAAGGGAUGGAGUGCGCUCCAGGAGGUCGACCGCGUCAUCGACUACGCCGAUCUCAACGACAAGCGCCUCAUCCCGCUUCUAAGGGGCGCUAAGGAAAACUUUGAGCUGGCUUUGGAGAUUGACAAUGGUAAUACACAUGCGAGGUAUUGGCUGGGAAAAAUGCAUUUCAAGUAUCAUGUUCCUGGUGCUUGCAAGGCAGUUGGUGCUGCUUUGUUGGUUGAAGCUGCAAAUAUGGGUGAUCCAGAUGCACAGUAUGAACUUGGAUGUCGACUAAGAAUUGAGAAUGACUAUGUUCAGUCGGAUCAACAGGCUUUCCAUUACAUUGAGCAAGCUGUUGAUCAGCUGCACCCUGGUGCUUUAUAUCUUCUCGGUGCUGUAUAUCUAACUGGGGACUGUGUUAAGAGAGAUAUGGCUUCCGCGUUGUGGUGUUUUCAUAGAGCUUCAGAAAAGGGACAUGCUGGUGCAGCUAUCGCAUAUGGAUCCUUGCUUCUUAAAGGUGCUGAAAUACCUGAAGUUAUUACAAGGUUCAACUCAGGCAAGAGUCCAUCAACUGGGAAAAUGCGGAAAAGGACCCAACAGCAGGAUCCAGUAAAGCUAGCGAAAGAACAGUUUCAAAUUGCAGCUGAGGCAGGCUGUGAUCUCGGUCUGCGGUGGUUGAAGAGGCUUGAAGCUUAUGAAAACCAAGAAGAAAAGCUAAAGCAGGUUCAGCAAUGAUAUCCACUGAAAGAAUCCCAUUGCAUUUGUCGCAUACAAGUAUGGUAUAUGGCAGCAUGGUUGCUGCACAUAGGUAUACCAAUAAUUUCCUUUCCUGCCUUCAUUAUGUUGGAGGCUAUUCGAUCCUCGGAUGUUCGGGUCAACUUUGCAGGAAGAUAUACUGAAAUUUGGAUAUUUAGACUAACUUCUUGGAUUAUAGGCGAUUGGAUGUUCACUUUGUACGAUGUAUUAGCGUUGACAUUACUGGAAGCCCUAAUUGUGAGAAGUAGAAACAUAUCAUGUGUGUUGCUACGGGCAUUAUGGAUGAUUUAGAAUAAAAUUAGACUAUAUAACUACUU